GCGACGCUCACCCUGCCCGGUUCGGUGCAUCCUCACUUCGUCUCGAACCGUCAGGCACCAGGGCGCUGUGCGCGGGACUGCACCGACAAAGUGUUAUGUGUGCGUGCGUGUGUGUGUGUGCGCGUGUGAGUGUGUGAGAGGAGUGCGUCCGAGUGCGCAGGAAGAGCGGACAUCUGCCUCGGUGGAGCUUUGCUUUCGGAUUUCCGAGACGUGGAGGCAUCGUGACGACCGCCAUAGAGAAAAACACUAAACUCGAAUUUUGAGGCACUGACGCGGACAACACUGUGACAAAAUGCCGGUGCCGCCCGCGCAAAUGAAUCCAGCCACCCGCCUGGUGCAGGGGCCCGGCAAGAUCCUCCUCGAGGAGAACAGCCGCACCGCCCUCACCAUCGUCACCACAACCACGGAGGCCCGGAAGGUGCCGCAGUUCUUGGCGGCGUUCACAGCCACUCUGGGCGCCCUGUGUGCGGGAACGUACUUCUCUUGGUCGGCCUCUGUGUCCGCGGACCUCGUGCAGAAGGGCAACAACGCCACGGCCAACGCUAACGCCACGGAGGAUGACGGGCAGGCGAUGCUGUCGUUGGAGCACUUCUCGUGGGUCGUCUCCAUGCUCAUGAUCGGGGCUUGCGGCGGCAGCUUGGUGGCCGGCAUGGCGGCCAACCGGCUGGGCCGGCAGCGCACGCUGGUGCUGCUGUCCGUGCCCAUGGUGGUGUCCUGGCUGCUCAUGUCCGCCACCGCCUCCGCGACGUGCCUGCUGCUGGGCCGCGCGCUGGGCGGCAUAUCCAUCGGCGCCGUGUCCGUGGUGGCCGGCAUGUACGUGUCCGAGGUGGCCGAGCCGUCGGUGCGCGGCACGCUGGGCGCCUUCUUCCAGCUCCAGAUCACGGUCGGCAUGCUGCUGGGCUUCGUGCUCGGCCUGCUGCGCAACCCCGUGCACCUGGCCUACGUCAACAUCGCCCUGCCCGUCGUGUACGCCGCCCUGUUCUGGUCCAUGCCCGAGUCCCCCGUGUUCCUGCUGAGCCGCGGGCUGUCCGAGCGCGCACGCGCCUCCCUGCAGUGGCUGCGCGGCCCGGAGUACGACGUCAGCGAGGAGAUGGCCGCCAUGAGGCACUCCAUCAUGGAGUCGGCCCAGACCAAGUCCGGCGUCAGGGACUUGUUCAAGUCCCGCGUGGCCAUCAAGGGCAUGGUGGUGGCCCUGGGGCUCAUGGCCGCCCAGCAGCUGUCCGGCGUCAACGCCGUCAUCGCCUACGCGUCCGACAUCUUCAAGGCCUCGGGCUCGUCGAUGGACCCGGACCAGUGCAACAUCAUCAUGGGCGUGGUGCAGGUGGCGUCCACGUUCCUGUCCAUGGUGCUGGCCGACCGCGCCGGCCGGCGCGUGCUGCUGCUGCUGUCCAGCGGCGUGAUGACGAUCUGCUUGGCCACGCUGGGCACCUACUUCCACCUGGCCAAUGUCCACCCCGACGGCAUGCAGGUCAUCACCUGGCUGCCGCUCGUGGCCGUGGCUGUGUUCAUCACCGCCUUCUCGCUCGGCCUCGGCCCGCUGCCCUGGUGCGUCGUCAGCGAGGUUUUCUCGCCCAGCGUCAAGGGGGCGGCGGCGUCCGUGGCCUGCGGGGCCAACUGGCUCAUGGCCUUCUUCGUCACCAAGUUCUUCACGAACUUGGCGUCCGCCUUCGGCAAGAGCGGCACUUUCUUCGUGUUCACCUUCAUCGCCGCCGUCGGCACCUUGUUCAUCGCCCUGGUGGUGCCCGAGACCAAGGGCAAGACCCUGGACGAGAUCCUGGCCGAGCUGACGGGGUCCAGGGUCCGCUCCAGGCCCGCGGACGGCGUCCCCGCCGCCAUCGAGGAGGAAGAGGAGGCGGACUUCGUUCGGAAACCGUUCCCUCUGUGAGGCAUCCCAGCACGGAGCAUCCAACUAAGCCCGAUUUAUCAUACUACCCACCAUCGGGCUUCAAAAGCCGUGAACUGACAUUUUCAUACUUGCCCGCGCCGAGGCGGGGGAAGUCUGAGCGACCGACCACGGCCAGCGCAUCGCGCAUCGCAAUCGCCAUUCGGACCCGGGGCCCGAUGGGUUGCCUACCCGGCACGGCUAUCGGCCUAUUGGCACUGCCGUUGUAGGCCCUUGGCCGACGGCAGCGAGUCAACGUGUAUUUUUCAUCAUCACCUAUCUCGAUAAUGACUUACCAGCCUAGCUAAAAGUGUAAGCCUGGACGGUUAAGGACAUUGAAGCCACAGUACGGUCGCUCAACGAGAUGGACCAAAGUCAUUAUGUACAAAGACUAUUUAUACUCAUCGUAAUUUUAAGAUUAUAGGUUUGAAUUAGUAAUUAUAUCUCAGUAGGACGCUUUUGAAUAGUAAAUUGAACUGACUAGGAUCAUGACUUGUGUAAGCGAUUUUUAACCUUGAAUUGUGUGUAUUGUUGUUACUGAAAAGUAGCUCAAGGCGAGGCCUCAUGUGUCGAGCCUGCGAAGAGGUGGGUGUAAAAGUAGCUUCCCUGUGACGUGCCAAAAGGGUGGUCUAUCUUCCCGGCGCGGUGUAACCCGUGUAACAUUAGCGACAAAAAAUGACUUUUCCCGUGACGCUUGCUGAGUUCUGGUGCGGUGAAGAGGCUGCGUACGAUGGGUUGCCCACCUUUCUGGCGCAUGCUCCAACUCUACAACGAUUCCAGUUUUCUUCUAGAAAAAGACUGUUUAGGUUUGAAAUAGUCUUCGAAAUUGUGUCAGGAGUCAUUGGGGCGUGCUCCAGCACAACAUACUGGAAGCCAUGCACUUGGCCAGCUCCUUUUGACACACGAUCAAAUGAUAGCAAUUUAUUUUAUUUUCCAUCUGACUUUAUUUAGUUUAUAUUUUAUGCAAAAAUAAAAUACAUUGUUAAAGAAA
Messenger RNA from Thrips palmi, 2873 nucleotides. RefSeq names its product facilitated trehalose transporter Tret1-like. Gene Ontology annotation, molecular function: sugar transmembrane transporter activity. Gene Ontology annotation, cellular component: membrane. The transcript is spliced from 7 exons. The coding region runs from base 293 to 1885 and encodes 530 amino acids. NCBI's taxonomy places the organism in Eukaryota, Metazoa, Arthropoda, Insecta, Thysanoptera, Thripidae. Gene Ontology annotation, biological process: carbohydrate transport; transmembrane transport. The record is from RefSeq and is a predicted model, not a curated record.